Molecule: messenger RNA, 1347 nt
Organism: Rosa chinensis
Lineage: Eukaryota; Viridiplantae; Streptophyta; Magnoliopsida; Rosales; Rosaceae
Product: 3-oxoacyl-[acyl-carrier-protein] reductase 4
Exons: 11
Coding region: 1-978 (325 amino acids)
Biological process (GO): fatty acid biosynthetic process
Molecular function (GO): 3-oxoacyl-[acyl-carrier-protein] reductase (NADPH) activity; NAD binding
Source: RefSeq, a predicted model, not a curated record
AUGGCUUCCAUUGCUGCAUCGAACGUCGUCUCUUUGAAGCCCGCCGGAAUCAAAUUCGGAGCCGCCGGCGAUGCCAGGGCUUGCCAUUUGAAGCAGUGGUCUCCGGUUUCGAGUACGGUUGGAUCGGGCCGGACCAUUGGCCUUCAGUACAGAUCCAAGAGCUCCUUCACUUCCUCCGGUGGUGUGAGGGCUCAGGUGGCCACGCUUGAACAAUCAAGUACAGGAGCAGUCCAAAAUGUGGAGGCUCCUGUUGUGGUGGUGACUGGAGCUUCUAGAGGCAUUGGCAAAGCCAUUGCUCUGGCUUUGGGCAAAGCUGGUUGCAAGGUUCUUGUUAAUUAUGCUAGGUCGUCAAAGGAGGCCGAAGAGGUUGCCAAAGAGAUUGAGGCAGUUGGCGGACAAGCUCUUACUUUUGGAGGAGAUGUUUCAAAAGAAGCAGAUGUUGAAGUGAUGCUCAAAACUGCAGUUGAUGCUUGGGGAACUGUUGAUAUACUGAUCAACAAUGCAGGAAUUACUAGAGAUGGUCUGUUGAUGAGAAUGAAGUUAAAGCAAUGGCAGGAUGUCAUUGACCUAAAUCUUACUGGUGUAUAUUUAUGUACCCAGGCAGCAGCCAAAAUUAUGAUGAAGAAGAAGAAGGGAAGGAUCAUCAAUAUAGCAUCGGUUGUUGGUUUAGUUGGCAAUGUUGGACAAGCCAACUAUAGUGCUGCAAAAGCAGGAGUAAUUGGCCUGACAAAGACUGUUGCUAAGGAGUAUUCGAGCAGAAACAUCAAUGUUAAUGCUGUUGCCCCCGGCUUUAUUGCAUCGGAUAUGACUGCUGAGCUAGGGGCUGACCUUGAGAAGAAAAUUUUACAGACCAUCCCCUUAGGAAGAUAUGGUCAACCUGAAGAGAUUGCUGGACUGGUGGAAUUCUUGGCCCUUAGUCCUGCAGCCAGCUACAUGACUGGACAGGUACUCACCAUUGAUGGAGGGAUGGUAAUGUAGGGCCACUAUCCUGCUCACCUCAAAGAGUGGAUUAGAGCUUGGACUAUGGAACGUAAUCACAGGAUUCAACUGGGUUUGGACGGAUCGUGUAGAAGCUCGUAUUACAAGUUCUUGCAGGUAGUUCAAUAAUAAAUAAUCCAGCAAGUUUUGAGAUAGAAUUUGAGUUUAGCUUGUCAAUGAAAAGAUGUCUACGAUGACCUCUUCUAGAACGUGUUUGCUAAAAUGGAAAUGUAGUUUCAGUCAAACUCAGACCGCUAAUGACAGCAUUAUAUUGAAUUUAGAGGACAUAAAGUACACGCUCGAUGUUCCAUUGGAACUACUCACAUGGAUGGAUGAAUGGUUCAAAUUAUGUAACUUUCUUCUUUUUUA